Messenger RNA from Saccharomyces paradoxus, 969 nucleotides. It is a transcript of the gene IES2, whose product is annotated as Ies2p. Gene Ontology annotation, biological process: chromatin remodeling. The transcript has a single exon. NCBI's taxonomy places the organism in Eukaryota, Fungi, Ascomycota, Saccharomycetes, Saccharomycetales, Saccharomycetaceae. The coding region runs from base 1 to 969 and encodes 322 amino acids. The record is from RefSeq and is a predicted model, not a curated record. Gene Ontology annotation, cellular component: Ino80 complex.
AUGGACAGUGAAGCAAGUGACGUUGAGCUAGAGUUAUCGGACAGCGCCUCAGCUGGGGGGGAAGAAUACAUUGACGAUGAUGAUUAUACAGAGGAUCUCGACGAUCAGGUAGUCACAACCAAAUCAUCCAGAAGGACAGCACGUAAGAGAGGUUCUAAGGGUGUAAGAACCUCAAAACGCAUUAGGGAUAAAGAACUUACAGGGGGUGUUGAUGAGGACUAUGAUGAGGAUGAGGAUGUAUUGAGCCCUUCUAAGAAGCGUCAUUUACAUACCAGAUCAAUGGACAAAAGGCAACUUGUUGCAACAGCUUUUGAAAAUUCUGAUAUUGAUGAUAGUAAAGUCAAUGAUGGCGAAAUGGAAGAUGGUGUAACGGAAGAAGAGAGUUUAGAAAAGGAGCUGAAUAAAGGUGAAGAAAAAGACGAGUUAGAGAAAAGUGAAGAAACCUAUUACGACCAAAAAGAUGUUGGGCAGAAAAGGGAGGGGGAGCAAGACGGGGAAUCUGGAGGCUAUGAGGAUAAUGAAGCCAGUGGAAGUAAGGAGUCAGAUGAACUGGCGUCCGUAGUGAAUGGUAAUGGUAAUGGUAACGAGGAGGACGAUGAACUUGAGGCAACAAAAGAAAAUACAACAGAUUCUACUAGAAGCGCUACAACUCGAAGUAAAAUGCUGUUAGAUUUACUGGAAGAUGGUGGGUCUAAAAAGAAAUUAACAGAUGAGGAAAUCCAGCUGCGAAGAGCCGAAAAUGCACGUAAACGGAAGAACCUUAGCGAGAAGAGAUUGGAAGAAGAGAAGCAAGACACAAUCAACAAGCUUUUGAAGAAAAGAGCUGGUAAGUCUAGGAGUCACCUACCGAAUGAUGAGGAAAAAAAUGAUGGCUCCUCAAGUUUCGUAAAACCGCGCAGGCCAUACAAUAGCGAGGGUAUGACGAGAAUUCUGAGGAAAUAUAAAGAAGAUUUAUUUUGUACGUUUUGA